Messenger RNA from Botrytis cinerea B05.10, 2551 nucleotides. RefSeq lists its product as hypothetical. Gene Ontology annotation, molecular function: DNA-binding transcription factor activity, RNA polymerase II-specific; zinc ion binding. NCBI's taxonomy places the organism in Eukaryota, Fungi, Ascomycota, Leotiomycetes, Helotiales, Sclerotiniaceae. Bases 437 to 2011 code for a protein of 524 amino acids. The transcript is spliced from 3 exons. Gene Ontology annotation, biological process: regulation of DNA-templated transcription. The record is from RefSeq and is a predicted model, not a curated record.
GAUCGCUACAGUCAAAUCUUCAUCUCCUGAGUGGAAACCGAGCACGCCCAGGUAAACAACCGGGUGCUAUCACGUGGAUGUUUCUUUAAGGUUUAACUUUCAACCGAGGAAAGCGCGACCGGCGGAGGUCCAUCUUCCGCUUUGUACAAAACAGUCCCUUCACAAUCCUCCAUCAAAACUUUGUUUACUUGCAACCACAACUCGUGUUGUCUUACUCCUAUCAAUCUACACUUCGAACUUCAAUGUCACAAUUGACUUGAAACCUUAACAUCACCCUCCAUUCCUCCCUCUGUUUGUUCUUAACUUGUUGUCACCUCUCCGCCUCUCCUACUUCUCCACCUUCCCCCUCCGCUCGUCAUCAUCUUUCCUCACCUACGUAUUAUCUACGUAUAGAUAACAAUUCGCCAUUCCACACGAUUGAAUUGCAGCGAAAAUCAUGGAACCUACAACGGAGUCCCAAGGUGAAAAACGAAAACGUAGCCCGGAAAGUUCAGGAAGUCAGGGCCAUGGGCGCAUCACACAAGUUCCUCGAUUGGCCGAAAGCGCAACUCCAACAGCUGCUGCGCAAAUCAACUAUUUAGUCAAAGCUAGAAGCGAUAAGCUUAAACUGGUCGAAGGAGAUUCCGAAACGUUCGGAGAUGUUUUGAGCAUGUUGGACGAAUAUGAAGGUGUUCUUCAACGGCGCGAAAGUCUGGCAUCCAACCUUGGCGCUAAACUUGUCGGCCCUUUACUAUUGAAAUCAUUUGAAAAGCUUUUUGACGGUCCAAUCAAAGUCAUUCAAAGCUCCUAUGCUCUCGAACAAACGCCAAUUACCUGGUUGGAGGUUGUUUCUUUUGCGCGUAGUAAUCCAGCAGACUUCAUCCUUAGCGAUGCAUUACACAGCAUGAAAGCUUGUCGGUUCUGGAUUAAUGGAGGUCAAGUCGAAAUAUCUGAAGACGAUUAUCGACUGAUCAUGUCAGGUGCUCCGGAAAGGAUGAUUCCAAGCCAACCUCUACCGGAAGAUGAGGACUCUGAACUUGGUACCCUCCUCAUUCUCGAAAAUCGACUUACUAUGUUAAUCAAGAAGGCCGAUGCAGUCGCUAGUAAAGCAAGACAACUCAACUACCAUAUGAAAGGCAGAAAGAAUGCUAUCAAGGCAAAGAAAUCUCCCGAACAACCUACUGAAUCCCCCCUUCCAUUUGCAUCUCAACCAUUUUCUGCCGUCAAUCGAAGCAGAUCACCUGCUCCCUUAAAUGGUGAAACUGCCAAGCUACAACAAGAUCUGUUGGAACAAUUCCAUAGCCCAAGUCGUCGUCAAUCGUUGCCAUCUCAGCCAAGAUCGAAGCAACCCCGGCCUAAUAAUUCUGAGCAUUCCAACUUCCAUUCUUUCAAUGGUGCAGCUCCAGGCUCUGAUCAUCAACGAGCAUCACAGCCACCAUCUAACUCUGAUGAUGGGAUCGAAGGACAGUAUCGUGUUUUAAUGGCUGCCAGGAUUGAGAAACUCCACAAAGGAGAUCCAAUUACACCACCGUGCGAUCGAUGUCGACGUUUGCGAUUUACAUGCACCAAGCAUAUGACUGCUUGUGCUGCAUGCACAAAGAAGCAUGCCAAAUGUUCUUGGAAGGAUGUCAAGGAUGGUGAACUCGAAGCAACUGCAUCUGCAUCUGCAUCUGCACAGCGAGAUUCUUGCGCUUCAUCAGAAGAUGGGUUGCUAAUCGUUGAUAAAAAGCACACACCAGAACGAUCCACCUUGGCAACUACUAGUGGUGUUACUACUAUCGCGGCAGGUGGAGCAAGUGGAUCGAGUAGACAAAUUCCUGCUCAUGCACAGCACAUAUCAAUGCUUUCUGGUCUAGAAUCUGAAUUGCGUCCUCAAAACGCCACAAAAAUCAACAAUCACGUCCCCAACAUCACCGCCACUGUUCCAGUCAGAUCACCACAAUCAAAGCCAGAGCAAGAAAGAAGAGUCUCUGCCGAACACACAUUAUUAGCACAGAUGGCUUCAGCUGCGGCUGCGGCUACUACUCAAUGACAAAAGGAUAUUACGGGAGUAGCUCGAUAUGGACUAGAAUAUGAAAACGUCAGAUCAUCAGCAAAGAUAGGAUGACCGACUAAAUUAUCAUCUCAUGUUGGCAUCUACAUUUAUCUUGGAUAUCAUCUAGAGUUGGGGCUGCCAGCUCCAUUAAUAUAUUCCCGAUUUUUGGAAGCAACGAAUGAUUAAUAAUUCUCUUGUUAUGGCGUCCCGGGGCUAUUUGUGGGGAGCUGCCCGCUGCUUAUUGGAGGUUAUUGGAGGUGCAUUGUUAGUAUGGAAAAAUGGCGCGUAUCUCAAGGUCCAUUUGCGAUGAGAUAUCAAAACGAAAAGCGCCCGGUUGAUUAUUAUGGAUGGUUCAAGGAUUCAUGGGCGCGUGUUUGGUAUACCAGUUUCCUCUCCUUGGUCUACGCUAGUUUCUUUCUUUGGAUCCUUUCUUAAUGGGUUCAAUUUUAUUAUCUAAUGUUUGUGUUACAUCCUUAUGUGGUACUAGCUCACAUCUAUUAUCUAUUGUUUAGUCAAAUAAGAAUUGCUCGUCAUUUA